Messenger RNA from Mycotypha africana, 1207 nucleotides. Its product is annotated as Ribokinase-like protein. The transcript has 5 exons. Gene Ontology annotation, molecular function: kinase activity. Bases 24 to 983 code for a protein of 319 amino acids. NCBI's taxonomy places the organism in Eukaryota, Fungi, Mucoromycota, Mucoromycetes, Mucorales, Mycotyphaceae. The record is from RefSeq and is a predicted model, not a curated record.
ACUCUUACGUUGCUAAACUGGAGAUGUCAAAGCCUCAUCACAAUGUACUCCUUGUUGGCCAGCUAUACAUAGAUACCAUUUUACAUGUGAAGAAGUUUCCUGAAGAAGACACGAAACUUCGUGCAGAUAGAGUGGAGCAAAGAAUAGGCGGCAAUACAUGUAAUACCGCUCAAGUUUUAGCACAAAGAUAUGAUCAAUUAAGAGUGCACUACCUAUCUGCUGUCGGAUCCUAUAAAUCAUCAAAUCACCUAGUACAAUUUUUAGAGAAUCAUCAUGUAGAUACAAAUAAGACAGUUUUAUACAGAGAGAAUGAAAUCACACCCUCCUCUACUAUAAUACACAGCGAACAACAUAAUUCAAGAACAAUCAUAUCAAACAAUAAUUUGACAGAUGUAAACCUAAAAGAAUUUGAACAAAUAUUUUUGGGAAUUAAUGGUGGUGAUAUAUCAACUGAUUCACGACCUGUCAAACGUUGGUGGGUACAUUUUGAGGGCCGUAACGUUGAUAAUGUAAGAUUUCAGGUGGACUGGCUGAAUAGACGGUAUGCAGAACAGUGGAGAGACUAUCUUACUAUAUCAGUAGAACUUGAAAAGCCCGACAGGGAAAAUAUCAGCACUUUAAUCGAACUGGCCGACAUAGUAUUCUUUUCAAAGCUUUUUGCACAAUAUCAUGGGUUUAAGAACGCUAAGUCGUUUAUGGAAAAAUCACCAUUAUUGGAAAAACUGAAGCCAAAUGCUAAGGCGUUCUGUACUUGGGGAUCAGAAGGAGCGAGCGUUUUGAUAAAUGAAACGAAAAACAUUAUCCAGGUUUCUCCGCCUUGUAUAAACAAUGUCGUGGACACUGUCGGUGCGGGCGACACUUUUAUUGCGGGUGCUAUCUAUUCUCUGUUGCAAGACACUUAUAUUAUGUCAGAGGUCCUCCAGUUUGCAUGCAAUACAGCCACAAGAAAAGUAGCUCAACGAGGCUUUGAUAAUCUUCUUUAACUGUGCAAUAAAAUGCUUUUUUUAAUUGUUUCAUAGUAUAUGCCUAUCUCUAUAAGUUGAAAAGAUAGCGGAUGAAGCAGAAACUGUUUAGCACCGGUGAAUAACCAUUUCUCACUGUCAUUUAUCUUAUUUCUCAUAUCGUAUCCAAAAGACAAUCUGAUCCAUAAUCUAUCGGAUAUUGUGGAUAUUUUAUAAAAAGGCCAAACAUACGUACAGACGCAAAU